AUGGCGUCUGCUCCCAUUUCCAACGAAAUAUUGAGGACCUCGAGCAAAAAUCGCGACCAAAAGGAUGACCUUAUACGACUGGAUAUGUCUCAAGUUGAUCCUGAAGAAGAGCGUGAACUCCGCUGGAUGUUUGAUCUAAACUUGCUACCUCCUAUGGCAUUUAUGUACCUUUGUAAUGCUUUAGAUAAAGGAAACGUCGGAAAUGCAAAAACCGAUGGAUGGGAUAAAUUUUGGGACGCCUAUUUCUUUAUUUGUGAAGAGAUAUUCCGCUGCACGCAUCCUUCCUCUGAUGAUGAUUGGAUUUGUGAGCCUCUUCAUGCCAAUCGUACUCAAAUCGGUUUUAUUCAAGCCGCCCUCGUCGAUAUAUUAGGGCUCGAUCGAGGGGAACUUGCCUCUCGAAUCGGCCUUUUCUACGGUAUAGGCAGUCCUAUUUUGCCCAAAACGACGGUCCCCAUCAACGUGGUCUAG
This is a messenger RNA of Psilocybe cubensis, 468 nucleotides long. RefSeq names its product putative transporter. The record is from RefSeq and is a predicted model, not a curated record. Lineage: Eukaryota; Fungi; Basidiomycota; Agaricomycetes; Agaricales; Agrocybaceae. Bases 1 to 468 code for a protein of 155 amino acids. The transcript has 5 exons.